AUGCAGGUUGCAUCUAUAAACGAUGUGAAGAUAUACAACUUGAGUGCUGGGAAAAACAUUCCAGAAUGGAUGAACGCUGAAGCAAGGCGGAGGGCAGAACGGAAAAGUAUCGGUGUGACACGAUUACGCAAAAUCUAUUUAGAUGUGCGAAGACGUGUGCAGCUCAUUCAAGAUUUUGAUAUGCCAGAUGUUAGCCAUACUGUUAAUAUUUCACGUGAUGGCAGAUAUGUUUUCGCCACAGGAUCUUAUAAGUCUUGGCUGAAAUGUUAUGAUCUGGAAAAUCUCUCGCAGAAGUUUGAACGAGGUCUGGACGCGGGUGUGAUCAAAUUGAUAUCUCUAAGUGAUGAUUACUCAAAG
Messenger RNA from Strongylus vulgaris, 357 nucleotides. The record is from the annotation of a GenBank genome assembly. NCBI's taxonomy places the organism in Eukaryota, Metazoa, Nematoda, Chromadorea, Rhabditida, Strongylidae.